This is a messenger RNA of Pungitius pungitius (ninespine stickleback), 3943 nucleotides long. RefSeq names its product myotubularin related protein 7a (gene mtmr7a). The transcript has 14 exons. Lineage: Eukaryota; Metazoa; Chordata; Actinopteri; Perciformes; Gasterosteidae. The coding region runs from base 694 to 2625 and encodes 643 amino acids. Gene Ontology annotation, biological process: phosphatidylinositol dephosphorylation. Gene Ontology annotation, cellular component: membrane; cytoplasm. Gene Ontology annotation, molecular function: phosphatidylinositol-3-phosphate phosphatase activity; phosphatidylinositol-3,5-bisphosphate phosphatase activity. The record is from RefSeq and is a predicted model, not a curated record.
UGAAAAAAGCCAGGACGUGCUAUAGCUGCUUGGUUUCUAAAUGCAUUUUUAAUAGUAGAGUGUUAUUGAGAAGACACACCGUUUAUGAAGGCACAGCUCAAAAACAAUCCUUAUGAGUGAUCAUCCAAUGACAAAAGGGAUUUACAUGGCAUCACAUGUGUAAAUUGUCCUUUCUGUGUCCUAUAAACAUGUUUUAUCUGGAUACUGCUAAUGUUACCAUCAUUAGGCUAGCUCAAUUUUAAGCUACCAUGUGGUGAAUAAACCCCUAAACAACAUUUGUAUGUUUUUAUUAACAUCAGUUAAAGUGUGUAGUAUGACAAAUAACUUUGUCUUAAAAGACUAGAGGUGAGUAGGUCUUGAAUUAACCUAUAUUUCGUCAACACUUCAGGAACAUAACCAUUAACUCUGUUAAGCAGCGGGCAAACGCCCUUUGACGUUUCUCACAGGCCUCAGUCUGACACGUGGAGGGCUUUAGGACCCCGCGGUGCAGCGCUUAUCUGGACCUUUAAGAAGAUACAAUGGCAGCUUUUACCUGCGCGCGACUGACCGUGCGACCGUAAGCAUUCAAGCUAACCCUAACCGACAGCAUAAUCGUGACACCACGGUACACAUGUUGCGCUGCUGUCCCCGGUAGUCGCGUUGGGUUCGGGUCCAGUGAUCGCGGGAAGCGGCGGCUCAUCUCUCAGCUCGCGGAUGGAGCACAUCCGACUACCGAAGGUGGAGAAGGUCAGGCUGCUUGACAGAGCCUCCCCGAGAAGAAGUAGGGUGGGCACCCUCUACCUGACGGCCACGCACACCAUCUUCGUAGAGAACGAAGCAGCAGUGCGCAGUGAAACCUGGGUGCUUCACAGCUUGGUGUGCAGCGUGGAGAAACAAGCCGCCACAGCCUCGGGAUGUUCUCUGCUCGUUCGCUGCAAGAACUUCCAGGUUCUUCACUUUGUCGUACCUCGGGAGCGGGAGUGCCACGAUGUUCACUUGUCCCUGCAGCGUCUCUCCCAGCCAGAGCGUUGCGAGGAGCUGUAUUGUUUCUCCUACAAACCCAACGUAGAUGAGGAGGAGAGACGGCAGGAAUGGGAGUUUUUGGACCUCAAGGCUGAUUACAGCAGAAUGGGACUGCCAAACUCCCUGUGGAAACUCUCCCCUGUCAACCAACACUACAAGGUGAGCGACACGUACCCUGCUGACCUGUUCGUGCCUCAGUCGGCCACGCCUCCGGUCAUAGUGGGCAGCUCAAAGUUCAGGAGCAGGGGCAGAUUUCCUACUCUAUCGUACUACUCCAAAGAAAACCAUGCCGCCAUCUGCCGGAGCAGCCAGCCCCUGUCUGGCUUCAGCGCUCGCUGCCUGGAGGAUGAGCAAAUGCUGGAGGCCAUCUUGAGGUCCAAUCCCCGCAGCGACUUCAUGUAUGUGGUGGACACCAGGCCUAAGCUGAAUGCAAUCGCGAACCGAGCUGCAGGAAAAGGCUACGAAAACGAGGACAACUACUCCAACAUCAAAUUCCAGUUCAUUGGCAUCGAGAACAUCCACGUGAUGAGAAACAGCCAGCAAAAGAUGCUGGAAGCGUGUGAGCUGCGUUCCCCCUCCAUGUCCGACUUCCUGGAAGGUCUGGAGAGCUCAGGCUGGCUGAAGCACAUCAAAGCUGUUUUGGAUGCAGGCAUCUUCAUCGCUAAGGCUAUCGCAGAGGAGGGGGUCAGUGUACUGGUUCACUGUUCAGACGGUUGGGAUCGCACUGCUCAGGUGUGUUCAGUGGCCUGUGUGCUGCUGGAUCCUCACUACCGGACCCUCAGAGGAUUCAUGGUUCUCAUAGAGAGAGACUGGAUUUCAUUUGGACACAAGUUCUCUCACAGAUGCAACCACCUCGUGGGGGACCCUAAAGAGAUGUCCCCCGUCAUCGAUCAGUUCCUGGAGUGCGCCUGGCAGAUCAUGGAGCAGUUUCCCUGUGCCUUUGAGUUCAACGCAAGGUUCCUCAUCACCAUUCACAGCCACGUCUACUCCUGCCAGUACGGCAACUUCAUUGGCAACAAUCAGCGGGAGAGGAUAGCGCUGGGAUUGCGUGAGAGGACUCACUCUCUGUGGAGCUAUCUGUGGAAGAACAAGGCCGACUACAUGAACCCUCUGUACCGACCAGACCACAGGCAGACCCAGGGCCUCCUCCGGCCCUCUACUGCCCCCUACUGCUUUAAGUCUUGGAGAGGGUUGUACAAUCGCUUUGACCAAGGGAUGCAUCCUCGACAGUCUGUAGAGGAUUAUCUGAGUGCCAUCCAGGAGGAGACGCAGCAGCUGGAGGAGCAGCUGGCUUCACACCAACGGAAAAUUGCUCAGCUGGAGCAGGAGGGGAGUGUUACCUGGGGCGCCGUGGCCUUUGAUCAGAGCCCCACAGCGUGGGCUCUUGGUAGUGACAUGGGUCUGGCCAACACUCCUCAGGACUACGCCGGGGGCUUCGUCACCAGCAGCCCCUGUCAGCCGAAAGCGCCAGACGGCAGCCUCCUCCUUCUGACCCAUGACUGCAACCUCUCCAACGGCAGCGACCAGGAGUCGGGGAUCGCCGACGUGAGCUGUCUCUCACCCCUCAGCGAGGACAGCGCCAGGGACCCGGACUCUGACGAGGCCGCCUACUCGGCCGCCUGAGGCAAAUGUAGCGUUUGGUGGAAGGUGUAGCAGCGACCAGACAGCCACUGUGCCACCUAUCAGACCUUCACAUUCCACAUGUAAUCCAGCUAUUUGCUUACUCCAGUGAAAAGUCUUAUUUGAGAGACACAAGUAACUUGCACUUUUUUUUCACAUGGGCUCCCCCUGUUGUCACACACAUACGAGUUGAUAGUUGUUUACUGUAGCUCUCACUUAUUUCGCUGAGGAGCAAAGCUGGAUGUCGCUUUCUUUCAUGCCUGUUGUUAAAGGCCGAGUUGACCCUUGAGAGUGUGCACACAACACACGUUUCUUAUUUAAUCAAGAAUGACUUACGAAGAACAAUGAACAAUUCAAUACACUUUAAUGUGUCUUGUGUAUAGGAAUUUGGCUUUACAAUCAUGUGAACAUAAGACUUAAAACACAAAAAUAACCAUUUUUGUGCGUAAAGAUGGCAGCGAGCGAAAUUACAAUAAGAGAGUUGAAACAAUUCAGAGCAUUCAGAGUGACGCGUGUAAAAAACAUUGUAAUCACUGCUACUCUGUAGUGGUUUUUUUAACCCCAAUGGACAUUUAUAGUGGGCACAUAGCUGGGGUUUGUAGUUAUCACACUACACUGACCUAGUGGGUAGUUGUGGUUGAUUGACACCUUGGGGUCAGAACACCUGGACCGUUCAACUUGACACACACACGUCUUUGCUUUUAAAUGUUAUUGAAUAAGCAACUCAUUACAUUUCUGUCCACAAUAUUUCAACACCAGAUUUGCUGUGAUCAAUUUAAACAUAUUACCAAAGGGAAUGCACCCUCAGCUUGUAUGAGAAGUGAUGCCACUAUGGAUGACUGAACAAUUAGACUAGAGCAUGUGAACAGAAAUGCAUUGCUGCUUUAGUGCAGCAGAUAAGUGACUGACGUUUAGAUUAUUUACUCCAUCUCAACUGUAACGCUAUCAUUGAAACAGAACACUAAUACACAUAAGGUGCACUUCAAAACUGUAAUUGAACAAGACCAAGCUUAGCAAGCAAAGCAUGUGAAGAUAUUUUUUUAUUAUGAUGUAUGUUUUUGACUACUUGCUUCAAUGCAUGUUGUUUUUGUUUGUGUGAAAGGGACUACAAUGUCUUAUAAAGAAUUUUGACUCAGUGUAAAAGAGAGAUUGAUAUUGCUGCGUUUAUGUGUUCGUGGGAAAAGAGCCAAAUUUGUCAAACUUAUCUUAAUGCUAAGUUGUGUCAAUUUUCAUUUGAAAUAAAUAAUUGUCAAUAAUCAUUGUGUUCCUAGGCAAUCAUAUCCGUUCACCCAGAAAAAAAAUAAAACAUAGGUGUGAUGAA